Molecule: messenger RNA, 2268 nt
Organism: Anthostomella pinea
Lineage: Eukaryota; Fungi; Ascomycota; Sordariomycetes; Xylariales; Xylariaceae
Source: the annotation of a GenBank genome assembly
AUGUCGGGUUCAGCCGAGUUUGACUGGCUGACGUCGGAGAACACCACCGAGUUCGACUUCACCCGCUGCUUCAGACUGCCGGCGCGCCCGCCCUCCCCCCACACCAUCCACUGCCAUCGUCACUUCACCAAGUGCAACCACUGCCGCAUGACGCGUUACGCAGUCAGCUUUGCACUGGAAGCCAACGCCCACCACGACGCGACCGCUGCAGCCUUUGAGAACGGCAUCUCCCCCGUCCGCCAACAGGCAAGCUACGAGAGACGGAUCGCCGUCCCUGGUGCUCCGCGCGGUACUACUAAGCAGGUCACCAUCAAGUGUCCUGCCACCCGCAUGCUCCCUGUCCGACCGGCGGCUUCUUUCCGCCUGGACGGUCGAAGGAAGCGAUCAAUCGCAUCCUCUCUUGCAACUGAUCCUACUGGAACCCUCUAUCUUCAAACGGAAGCAGCGAUGAGUGGUCCUCAGCCCAAGAGGAGCCCUUUCAGUAUUGGUCGAAACCGAGACCUUGGCCCGACCAGAUUCGUCCCCGUCCCAGUUGCAUCGCUGGUCGUGCUGCCGCAGCCUGUCCCAAGACCAGCGCAGCAGCCUGAGGUCAAAAACAACAUGCAACCGGAACGCGGGAUUGCCGAGACAGUGUGGGCCACCGUCAACGGCACAUUGAACGGCACCGCCGGCCUUUGGAGAGCUGGCACCAGAUUCUUCACCUCUGUUCGUGCCAACCAUCAGGCGAACCAGGCUGCCCGAGUAGCACAGCCAGUUCAGCCAGUUAUCCAGCCGAACGUCCAGCCAAUUGUCCCAGUCGAAUUGCCGGAUGCCCAGGAUGAGCAAGCUGACACACCCACCACCAAGCGCCGCAAGACUGAGCAUGAUGACGCCAACACCGGCGUCGAUGACUUGGGGCUCCCUAUCGGCUUCGGCCAGGAGGACCUCCACGAAUCUCCCGUGCAAGAUCUUGGCGAAGAUUACGGUGAUCCAAUGGACAUCGACUCGGAGUCUGAAACAGAUGAGUCUCUGAUCAGCAAUAUUGGUAUUGGCUCAGGCCAGCAGAUGGAUGUCGACGCGAUGGAUAUCGACGACACCGCUGAGCUUGCGGAGGAGAUGACCUACACCCCGAGAGAACCCCUCCCGGGAUCUCAUCGCAGAGCUGUGGCAAGAGCUUUUAAACAUCUCCGACCUUCUUUUGCUCCCCUGCCGCCUGCGACUACUCCCCUGCCGCCUGCGACUACUUCCCCCGCAGCGUCGCCGUCUGCCAUCUUGGCUGCCACUGCCACGAUCCGCGAACACACUUCCCCCCCAUUCUCUAGCAGCAAGUGGUUUGAGUGUCAUGGAGAUCGAUCAUUGCCCGAUUUCCCUGCGCAACCACUGCCCAACGACGCUAAGAUUCGUGAGUUGGAGCGCCAGAAAGCAGAACGCAAGCGUAUCGAGGAGGAGGCAGACGCUCGUGCUGAGGCAGAGCGACAGGAGGCAGUUGCUCGUGCUGAGGCAGAGCGACAGGCCACUCUACUCAGAGGCAUUGGGCUACGCAAGCCUAAAUGCACACUCAUUACCAAGCUCUCACCCGAGUGGGAGCAGAAAGCGAUCGCCGCGCCCAAGAAGGGCAAGUUUGAUGGCCGGGAUGUCCACCCAGACGGUGUUGCUCUUCACGCCGAGGAGUUUGAAAGGUUGGUUGGACGCGAAUCGAAUUGGCUCAAUGACGACUGCAUACAUGCCUCCCUCGUGUGCCUGGCCGCCUCCAUCAAUCAAGCUGCCGGCAUCCGAACCAGGAACAGUACCCCCAAAUGCGUCGCCAUCUCAUCUCUAUACUGGGAAGGCUUCUCCGGUGACCAGGGCAAGCUCUUUCCUAGACCCUUCAGUCGCAAUUGGGGCAUGACCCCCAAAAACUUUCUCGAAAUCGACACCAUUCUCAUCCCAAUCAAUCACAACGCUCACUGGACUCUACUCGUCAUCCGACCGACCCGCAGGACUGUCGCUUACGUCGACUCCUUCCACUCCGCAGGCCGUCACCAGAUGACUCUUGCCUAUAAAUGGCUGGAGCUAUUCCUGGGAGACCGAUACGUUGCAAACGACUGGAAGGACGCGCGAUAUUCGGUACCCUCGCAGACCAACGGCCAUGAUUGCGGCAUGUUUGUCAUCACGAACGCCAUUUACCUGGCACUGGGGCUUGAUCCCAACAGUUACUCGCAGAAAGACAUGCCCCUGCAGCGAAAGCGAAUCGCUGCUAUGCUGUUGAACAAGGGUUUCCACGGAGCUUUUGACCUCUCCAAGCUCUGA